Molecule: messenger RNA, 3106 nt
Organism: Cyclopterus lumpus (lumpfish)
Lineage: Eukaryota; Metazoa; Chordata; Actinopteri; Perciformes; Cyclopteridae
Product: septin-9-like
Exons: 12
Coding region: 221-2134 (637 amino acids)
Biological process (GO): cytoskeleton-dependent cytokinesis
Cellular component (GO): cell division site; septin ring; microtubule cytoskeleton
Molecular function (GO): molecular adaptor activity; GTP binding; GTPase activity
Source: RefSeq, a predicted model, not a curated record
GCGCAGGUGUGAUUCUACUGCGCGUGCGUCAGGAGGAGCGCAGGUGUGAUUCUGUCCAUUCCCAACAGACCGUCUCCCCAAGUGGUGAGAGAGAGGACGACUGCAGGAGAAACAGUGUCCGAGGUUCAUGAACGCCGACGUGCCGACGCGCUGAGGAACCGGAUCGACGCGUCAACCGUUACGAUUUGUAAAAGCAGUGAAAGAGGAAACCUCUCCAAUCAUGAAGAAAUAUUCAUAUUCAGGGAGAUCAACCAGCACUCGGACAAGGAGAACCGAGAGAGAGGGAUCUGGCAUCACCAGCCCCACGCUGAAGCGUUCUUUUGAGGUGGAGGAGACAGAUUCAUCCACACACUCUUCCCCCCUGACUCGUCGGAACACCAACCCCCUCCGCUCAUCCAGCUCCUCCACAUCCAGCCAGCGGAGCUACGACCUGACCUCCCGCAACUCUGACUACUCCUCUUCCAGAUCCUCCCCCUCCGAGUCCUCCAAUCCACGCUCCCCAAAGACCGGCAUGAGGCGCGUUGAGUUAUCAGGGGGUCGUAACCCUGACGCAUCCCGUCGCACAGAAAUGUCCAUUGAGGUUUCCUCUAAGCAGAUUGACAACUCAACCAGUGCUGGCAUUGCCCGCUUUGGUCUGAAGCGCCCUGAGGUCAGUUUGAGCAAUCGGAGUACUCCACUGGACAGCUCCUCCACCUCCAGCUCUAGCUCUAGCUCCACAAACAGGCGGGUAGAGCUCAGCGUGACACGGCCACAUGAGCCCCCUGCCCCUCCCAAGAGGAUGGAUGCCCAGCUGUCCUCAGCCCCAAUCUCAAGGAUCCCUGAGCCCCCUCAGAGACGAGCAGAGCCCCCGUCCCCGAUCAUCAGCCCGGUUGAGGGGGCCUCAAUGAGGCCAGAGAUGCCUGUCUUCAGGCAGCUGGACGGUCUGGUGCCAAGCAGUGCAGUGGAGAACAACAACAACAACAACCACCCGCCUCCUGCACCUAGUGCCCCCCUGCCUUCCCUGAGUGAGCCAAGGGUGGAGAGGAUGCAAUCACCGGUCACAGAGCCACCCAAAGCCCGACCAACAGAAAGGCCACAGGUGAUUCCCAGCUACAGCAGCAGUGCCAUGUCUGAGGCGGUGGUGCCUGAUGCUAUGGUGUCCCCAGCAGUGGGCGGGCCGUACGGGGAGAAGGCCAGUGGCCCUGGGGUGGACUUCAGUUACGUGGGCAUUGAUGCUAUUCUUGAGCAGAUGAGGAGGAAGGCCAUGAAGCAGGGUUUUGAGCUCAACAUUAUGGUUGUGGGACAGAGUGGCCUGGGAAAGUCUACUCUGAUGAACACGCUGUUCAAGUCUAAAGUGAGCCGUAAGUCAGUGCAGGCUACAGCCCAGGAGAAGAUCCCCAAAACAAUCGAAAUAAAGUCAAUCAGUCACGACAUCGAGGAGAAGGGAGUGAGAAUGAAGCUGACGGUCAUUGACACACCAGGUUUUGGAGACCAGAUCAACAAUGAGAACUGCUGGCGGCCCAUCAUGAAGUUCAUUAAUGACCAGUACGAGGCGUACCUGCAGGAGGAGAUCAACAUCAACAGGAAGAAAAGGAUUCCCGACUCCAGAGUCCACUGCUGCAUUUACUUCAUCCCCCCGACCGGACACUGUCUGCGGCCUCUUGAUGUAGAAUUCAUGAGACGUCUCAGUAAGGUGGUCAACAUUGUCCCAGUCAUUGCCAAGGCAGAUACACUCACCCUGGAGGAGAGGGACUUCUUCAAAAAGAAGAUCAGGGAAGAGCUGCGAGCCAACGGGAUUGACGUGUACCCUCAGAAAGAAUUUGACGAGGAUGCCGAGGACAGAAUGAUCAACGAGAAGAUCCGGGAGAUGAUCCCAUUUGCUGUGGUGGGCAGCGACCAGGAGUACCAGGUCAAUGGCAGGAGGCUGCUGGGGAGGAAGACCAAGUGGGGAACCAUUGAAGUUGAGAACAUAGCCCACUGUGAGUUCGCCUAUUUACGGGAUCUCCUCAUCAGGACCCAUAUGCAGAACAUUAAGGACAUCACCAGCAGCAUCCACUAUGAAAUGUAUCGUGUGCGGCGCCUUAAUGAGAAUAACACGGUGGUGGCUCAUGCCAACGGUAUGCCGGAGCAUCAUCUUGCUGCCCACGAGAUGUAGACGCCCGCUGCCUCACUGCAUUCAACCUCAACUGGGUGUAAUUAUUAAUAUGAGAGUCUGACCCGCAUUGACAGUCUUCCAUCACUCCCUCCAUCUCAUAGGUGGGAUAGAAACUUAAAAGCCUGACAGUGGGACUUUAUUUUCAAUGACUGUCGGUGGCUGAAUGGACUGUUCAUGUCAGUUUUAUUGCCUCAUUAACAAACACUCUCCUCUCACUGUCGCUGACGAGGAGAGUGAAGAGAAGUUUGAUUCUUCAUGUGCUGCAUCUAGAUUUUAGCUGCUUCCAGAUCUUACGGUUAACUUUUGUGGUUUUUCCUUGUGGUGCCAAACAUUAAGGCAUCUGCCAAACAGAAACCACUUACACUUAAUUACACUUAAUAUCUUCCAUUGUCUGACUUGCCUUAACCAGAAACAUGUUAUUCUGCUCAAACUUUUACUUUUUUUUCUUUCAGCAGUGCUUAUAAUUAAUUAUUGCAUUCGAUCACUACAUUGUCUGCAUGUUGGGAUGGGGCCGGACAGCAUAGUCCUGUCUGUCUGUCUGUCUGUCUGUCUGUCUGUCUGUCUGUCUGUCUGUCUGUCUGUCUGUCUGUCUGUCUGUCUGAUGCAGCAUCAGUCAGCUCCCUCACCAUAGGUAAACAAAAAAAAGGUUAACUAGCAUAUGUUUGUUUGUUUCUUUGUCACAAGCUGUGUUUUGCUUUAACCGUUUGUUAAAUGUUAAUUAUGGAUGUUGGCAUCCUUUUUUAAUUCCCAUUCAUGUCAUUGUUUAUUAAUAGAAAUAUCUUAAGAGUGAUUUAAGAUGAAUAAGUAUUUAUGCAUGAUAUAAAAUGUGAAAGUUUAUCAUCAAUUGUGGUCCACUUAUCAGAUUAUUCCCCUACACACACACAAACGCACACACACACACACACACACUUUUCCUGCUUUUGGGCCCAUCCUAGUGCCUUAUUUAUUGGAGAACGUUUGCUAGCAUUUUGG